AAGUCAUGGUCACAUGAUUUUACGGUGUACACAAAAGCGAUUGUGAUUGCAUGACUGAAAUAAAUAGGUCCAUGGUCUAACUCACUGCAUUCUGCACAAAUCUUGGAGAUUAAAACUAUUGUGAUUUGUUUGAAAUAGAUGAAUUCGGUAUAUAUUCGGCGUAACCAUCACUUUUACAACGAUCGUGUGACUUUGGUCAAGUACACAGGGGAUUUUUACUCAACUCGGAUUUCAGCUUUUCACUUCAGGAAGCGGCGAGCGAGUGGCACUGGCACUGGCAGUGGCAGUCAGUGCAGUGGCCAGUGCAGUGGCAGUGCCGCUGCGAGGAGCAGAGUCAGAGACGGAAGACCGGCCCGGCUGUGCACCGCAGGACGUCUCCUGAUUAAAGAUUCUUGCAGUUCAGCGUUAAUCAAGGUCAGAGAAGAUGGCAAUCCACAUCUCGCCGAUGAAGCUUCUUUCCUUUGCGAAAGGAUCUAACUAUGAGCUCUACGAUUAUGGCCAGAGACAUGUCAACUGUACUGCCGAGCCUGGCUACGUGCCUUGGAUUUGGAAUAGCUUCCAUGAAUGCGUGACGGAUGCUGUCGAGUACACAGGGUUCAUCCUGGGACUCCUCCAGAUUCUUUGCUGGAUUGUUGUCAUGUUCCCGCAAUUCUAUGAGAACUACAAACGAGGUAAAAUGGAUGAAGCGAUCGCCCCGUCUUUCCUCAUUCUCUGGAUGUUUGGUGAUUUAUCUAAUCUUGUAGGAUGUAUUCUGACUUCACAACUUCCAACACAGUUUGCGACUGCCGUUUACUACUUGGUCAUGGAUGCCCUUAUCAUUUCACAGUUCACAUAUUAUUACGUCAGGAAUAAAAAGAAGAAGGUCCACGUUGUAGAUUCAUCGCAAACCCAUCCAGCCAUCCAAAACGGGAAUCAAGAUCAUUCUCACAUUAUCUACUGCUGUACUUUCCUCCUCUCAACCUCCCUGCUUAUCUCAUUACCGUGGCAACAAGGUCAAGGGUCAUCUCCUUACAGGUCGAGCUCUGUGGGCAGGUCUCUCCUGUCGGUCACCAAUGGCAACAGUACCGAUAUAUCAUGCUUAUUGUACUACAAGCACACGCCAUAUUGUGUUUUCUUUGAUUCAUUAGAUAUAUUUGGGUAUGUGUGUGGCUGUCUGUCAGGUGUUUUCUAUGUGGCAUCCAGGAUACCUCAACUGAUACAGAAUUAUCGAAGACAGUCGGUAGAGGGCGUAUCCAUCUUAAUGUUCAUCUUAACGGUGACCGGUAACGUCUUCUAUGGUGCAUCGAUACUCAUGGAGGAUACGUCGAUAGUCUUUCUCAUCAGGCAUUUACCUUGGCUUGUCGGCAGUCUCGGGACACUCUUCUUCGACUGUAUUAUGCUCACUCAAUUUGCUCGCUUUAGGUAUUGCCGAUCAGCCAGUCUCAGAGCAGCUGAUGAAGAGGACGAUAGACGAAAGCUUCUCAAUGGAGCAUUAUGAGGAAUGCUCCUUGCCUACUGCCUGUAUCCUGUGAGAGCUGAAAGGAUGUUUAUACAAGCCUACAAAUAUUCAAUAACAUGACCUCCAGACUUGUCUGUAGAGGAAAUUCUAAGAUAUGAUAGCUGUUUGGUGGGUGCCAGCUAACUCAGGAAUUGCGACAACUCGGCCCUGCCAAAAAAUGAGGUGACAAAUUGUCCACUAUCGGGUUACUAUUUUGUUGACAAAUAUUUGUAUCUAUAGAAUACAAAUUAAUUGUAAUGUUUUCUGCUAUGAUUUCAAUUGAUUUCUUUGAUUUUGUUAUCAAUCUUACCAUAUAGGGUUUAGUGAGAGGCUUUUGAUGGACAGCUCGGCACCUAAUAUUUUGGCGGGGGCCGAGUUGUCUCAAAUGACGAGUUGACCCGGACCCCAGUUUGGGAAUUCCCAGUCAAAUGUUGACAGGUGUUUUUGGAGUGGGAAUGGCUUUUUACAUGUUUGUAAACCCCAAUUGUGUGUUGGAGCUAGGUUUGGUUGCCAGAUUCCCACUGUCUUCCAAAAUCAACAUCAAUUAAUAAAAAGAUAUGAUUCAUAAAGGCCCUGUCACAUCAUUCCGUGCAAGACUGUAUGUGUUGGAGCUAAGUUUGGCAGUCUGAUUUUCACUGUCUUCCAAAAUCAACAUCAAUUAAUAAAAGGUAUGAUUCAUAGAGGCUCUGUCACAUCAUUCCGUGCGAGCUUUGCGGGUGAGUUGCGGGUGAUUACACGCAACAAAGUUUUGAGCAUGUUCAAAACUUUUCUGCGUGUAAAUCAUUUUCAGAGGCACGUUGUUAUUACUCCCUAUCUAGGCCGGGGGGGGGGGGCCUCGGAGGCCCCCCUCAAUGAUUCGCGCAAUAUUUUCGCCGCGCGAAAAUUUUUUACCGCGCCGCUCGCUGACUUUUUAUUUUCAAGUCUUGCGCAAGUUUUGAGACCAAUUUUGCGUCACCCGGGUACGUGGUUCCGAAAUUCCGCAACAUUAUGUAAGUGCAUGUCAGACCAAAAAUUGCUCAAAAACAUGAUUUUGUGUACGAAGUCAAUGCAAAUUGUGUUUUCAACCAAACAUCAUAAAUGCAUGAUUAUUUCUAUUUUUGCUGGUCUGAAUGUAUCAAUUUUAUGCUUUUUAUGAUCUCAGAAGAGUCCCCAACAAAUUUCGUUGAAAAAACAAUGAAAAACAAAAGGUAAAAAAACCAAAGAAAUACAUAAGAAAUUGCAAAAUAAAACACAUAUGAAAAUGAUUUGAUAUCGCAAUUUUGUUCAUGUACACUUGCUAAGAACACCACAAAGAGUUUCUAUACCAAAAAUUAGAACAUUUGGAGCAUUAUUUAGGGAGUUAGAGUAAAAAGUAUGAUUUCGCAUACUAAUCACGCAUAUAUUAGUAUAAUCACUUAAUAGCAAAUCGCAUGAAAUAAAUUACUAUACAAUUUUGUAGAUUAUGUCCCAGACAAACUGUGUGCCAAUUAUCGGCGCAAUCGUGCGGUCGACGGCCGAGAUCUCAAGGGGGCGUGGGAGGCCCCCCCCCCCCCGGCCAUAUGAA
Molecule: messenger RNA, 3020 nt
Organism: Lytechinus pictus (painted urchin)
Lineage: Eukaryota; Metazoa; Echinodermata; Echinoidea; Temnopleuroida; Toxopneustidae
Product: lysosomal amino acid transporter 1 homolog
Exons: 8
Coding region: 425-1477 (350 amino acids)
Cellular component (GO): membrane
Source: RefSeq, a predicted model, not a curated record